AUGGCGUCUCCGGAGUUCCCAAACCGCGAACCUUUUGACUUUGUGCAAAUCUACGCGAUCAGCGGAGGGGCUGGCAGGUCAACCCACACACCGCAACGACUAAAUGAAAUUCGCCACCAGUACUCUUCAUCCCAAAACGGUUCAGCACAUCUGACUGACUUGUUUGGCACCAAGACCUCUUUGACAUUAGUCGCGCACGACGGCAGAGGGAUCCUUACCUUCGAGCAGAAUGGCACGACAGCAGAGCUCGAGCUCAGACCAGGAGACCUUCUACAGAUCGAUGCCCAUACCACCAUGGAUCUUGCCUGCCAAGAUCCUGUCGAGAUGCCAGAGGGACGUGCGGAUGUACCACAUUUCCGCCCACUGCAGCUCCAGGCGAUGAAUGAGAUGCAACGACACUGUCCAUUCUUUUUCAACAUCCACUGGAGUAGCGCGGUUCAAACCAUUGACCUCGACAACGCGCUGAAGUUCAUGCGCCCCCUCGUUGAUUCAUGGACUAACAGUUGGGUAGAGAGCGCCGUUCGCGUUGAUCUUGUACAGGUCCUACACCAGAAUGCGCACAACAUCAAGCCAGUUACCGACGUCUUUUGCUUCGAUCUGGGUCCUCUCUUUCCUGGACCAGGGUAUGAGUCAGGGUUUGUCCAGCAUCUCGCAGCCAUGAAUAUUGCCCGAACGCUAGGUCAGAUUCAGGGAAAUGUCGUCCACCUCUUCAUUCAAGAUGUACGGUACACAGAGGCUUGCAAGAUCCUUCUCAAAGAGAUUGAGCCUCUCAUCAACUUCGCCAACCCCCUCGUUGCGCAGGGCUUCAACCUUGUCAACGACCACUCAUUCAUCGUCUGUCUCGACUCGAAGUCUGUUAUCCUUGAGCCGGCUAUACAGAUUACUGCACCGAACGGACCUGCAGGAAUGCUGGUUCUUCCUGGCUUUGAGAACGUUGAAGAGAAAUGGAAUGGAAAUGCGAAUUCUCAUCGUGCCCUUGCUUCUCGCCUCUGUUUACCUGAUACAUGUAUAUACUAUGACAACAUCGAGCUAUCUUUCCUCAACGGUCUCACACCAAUCCUCUCCUCGCUGGCACCUGGUACGCUCGCGGCGUAUAGCGACAUGCUUAUGGACGCUGAUAUGGCCCUCCUCAAAGAGCCCACGUCUGCCAAGCCAUAUAAUAUCAAACUCGCCAACGGUCUUCGCAGCGACACACUCGUCGAAUUUUACGACAAUCUCGUGGAGGCCAACACCUUGGUAUCCCACCUCAAGCACGACGAAGCCCUUCAGCAUACGCUCAUUGAAGUCUACCAAGUCAUGGGCACAGCGCUGUUCUGGAAUGACUUCAUACCGCUUGAGACCCCGGAUCUCGCCAAACUGACGAAGCAAGUCGAAGAUGAUGUUUUUGGCCGCCUGCUAAUGAAUGUACAGGGUGGGAAGCUCGAGGUUCUUCGCGAAAACAGAUACAAUCAACCAACGGCGAGGUACCGUCUGGGAACUGAUGCCAUGGGCCUUAGGAAUUUUGCAGCUAUGGCUGCAAAGUUUCUCGACCGAAUGGAGACAUAGGGUGCAGAGUCUCUUCUUCGGAUGCGCGGCACGCUACAGAGAUAGCGCCAGCGCCGCAAACUCUAAGAAAGACCUGCUACCCAGGCGGGAGGGUAAGAAGGCGCGAGAAUGAGAAGAAUGGAUCGGUUUGUACGCCGCUAGUUGUAUCGAGAUGGAAACCAUAGAGUAAGCGAAGGGCGCAGCUCUCGGGUUCGAUGCAAGAGUGGAUUUCGGCAAAAUUCGACGCGCGACGAGGUUGGCGAGAUUGAGGAUGUGUGUUAUUGAAAUAGCGGGAACUCUAGCGCUUGGUCCGCAGAAGUACUAAAAGAGAUUUCCAAAAAUACCUCUCUAGAUGGUCGACGGGGCUACGCAUAAUAAAUGUAGUAGAGAAGCUGUGUGACAGUCUGCUAAGCGCAUGCGCUCGCGCAUAUCGCUAUAGAGAAACAUGACUUGUAGAAUUGCGAUAAGAGUAAGCACAUGUCAGUCCUAUGAACAUGCGUUCCAAU
This is a messenger RNA of Alternaria rosae, 2030 nucleotides long. RefSeq lists its product as uncharacterized. The coding region runs from base 1 to 1545 and encodes 514 amino acids. Lineage: Eukaryota; Fungi; Ascomycota; Dothideomycetes; Pleosporales; Pleosporaceae. The transcript has 2 exons. The record is from RefSeq and is a predicted model, not a curated record.